GAGGGACCGGUCGAUGCCGCCAGUGACUCGAGGGAGGAGGCGCUAAGAUGGCGCUGGGCACCAAACACUGGCGCCUGGUGCGGCUGGCUCUCGGCGCCCUGUCCCGGGCUGGAAGAGGGCAGCGCUGUCCCAGGUUUCCCCCUCCAUCGCCCGCCCUGAUGCCGGCCCCCUGUGCUCGGCGCUACAGCUCCGAGCGGGAGCCGCGGCCGUCGAGCAAGAAGGUGGUGGUGGUCGGUAUCCCCAACCCCUUCACCUGGGCCCGCACUAAGAUGUAUUUCUUCUUGAUCAGAGCUUAUUUCGACCAGGACUUCACCUUCGACGAGUUUGCUGCCGGUGCUAAACAAGCCUUUGUACAUGUGUCAAACAUGCUAUCACAGUGUAACUUCGUUGAAUUGAAGGAUCUUGUUUCUAAAGAGGCAUUGGAAGAGCUGGAAGAAAAAUGCUCAGCAAUGCCAGCUAAUCGCAGGCAGGCCAUAGCUGCUGAUCUGGAAGAAAUUAUGUAUAGCACACCAGGCGAUGUUGGAAUUUAUUAUGAUAACCAAGGUAGAAAAUUUGUCAGUAUCAUAAUGCGUUACUGGUACCUGACUGAUGUUGACCUUCCUGAUGAGACACCCGAGGGAACUAAAGUAUUUCAAGUAGUAUUUGGUGAUGAAAGCAACAAAGACAGCAAACGCCUUCUCACGGCAAAUUAUGAAUUUCGACGAGAAUUUACACCAGGUGUAGAACCUGACUGGACCAUUACAAGGAUACAGCAUUUUAAACUAUUGGAAUAAUUCUCCUGGAAAUCUUAUUGCAAUAACUUGUGUAAGAUCCUAUUUCGACCGAUGCAGGUUUUCAACAGGAACCACUGGAUGGUAAUCUGAUGGAAGCCAUGUGGUUUUUCUAGCAAAUGAAAAAUCAGUUAUAGCAGGCAAGUGUCAGCAGCUGAAUCGGCAGCAUUCACACUAUCUGGAGGUUGCUGGAGUGCACUGCUGUUUUCACAGUAUUCUGUGUACUUACCAGCUGCAUAAUUGAAGAACGUGUUUUCUUGAUACUUUUAAUUAAUGUCAGAUGUUCUGGCGGUUACAAUUGUGCCAGGCUGUCCACGGGUACUAGUUUAAAUGUAACACAAGGACUUGUUUGUGAUAUGCAGUGCAAACCCGCUAAAGUGCAUUUAAAUCGAUAUAUUUCCUGAUAAAUGUUGGCACGUAGUGUGCAGGAUAUAGACAUGCUGAAAUGUUUUGAAUUAGUAUUACGUUUGGCAUUGAUAUUCUACAGUCAGAAGAAGUAGGCUGAUCUGACUAAUUUUUUAAUUGCGUUCUUCCAGAAUCAUUUAAUUGAUUCUUAAAUGAGUUCAGCAUCAUGCCCUUGGCAUCGCAAUCUAGGUGUUGAUCAUUCUCCAUGAAAAAUGCUUCCUAAAUAUGUCAUUUACCAUAAUUGGCAGCCCAUUUACUUCCUUGUGAAAUCAGUCAACUUGUAAUAACUACAUGGCCACCAAUUCAUAUUUAUUGGCUCGAAUGUUCAAUUCCUGGUGAGUGUGGCAGCACUAAACAUUAACAGGAGCUGAAUUACUUUUCUGCAAAAGUUGGGAAGAAUUAACAUCUCCAGGCUCACAUUUUUCUGUUCUCUUUUAAGGAAGAAAAUAUGCAUUGAAUUUCUAUGCACUGCUCUGUUGUAUAAACUAAACUUGAAUUAAAAGUGUGCCAAACUGGUACUCCAAAAUA
Messenger RNA from Leucoraja erinaceus (little skate), 1703 nucleotides. RefSeq names its product m-AAA protease-interacting protein 1, mitochondrial-like. The record is from RefSeq and is a predicted model, not a curated record. Gene Ontology annotation, cellular component: mitochondrial inner membrane. Gene Ontology annotation, molecular function: ribosome binding. Bases 48 to 773 code for a protein of 241 amino acids. The transcript is spliced from 6 exons. Gene Ontology annotation, biological process: inner mitochondrial membrane organization; protein insertion into mitochondrial inner membrane from matrix. NCBI's taxonomy places the organism in Eukaryota, Metazoa, Chordata, Chondrichthyes, Rajiformes, Rajidae.